AUGACCACCGAUUCCACAGUGCCGUCACCGACGGAGAUUCAGUUUGCUGUGGUGGAGAUGCCCCAGGCCUCUGUCGGAAUUAAGGGACCUUCAUUAAUCAAGAAUGGAAUUUAUAACAUUAAGCAAAAAUAUCGAAAGUCAGACAAAGUCUUGAUUUGCCUAAUUUUAACCUGUAUAAUAGUGAGUUGUAUAUUGUUCACUGCUCCAAUACCCUUACUGGCUGUUGGUGGAUCAUUUUUGCAGCAGAGUGUGACACCAUCUGCUUCAACUACCAUCUCUGACGGUAAAGCCAUUAUUUACACUAGAUUUCCGUGUUUCAUUGUUGGAACACGAGACUGCUCCAAUGCAGACACUGGUCGCGGCAUAGCUUUUCGAAUUUCGUUUCCAACCUUUUCAAAAGACAGUUCCAAUAAUUUAUCACAAACAAAUCCCAAAAAACCUUACAAAACCCUUCUCUCUGACUCGUGCUAUCCAAAAACACAGCAAUAUCAUACAGAAUCAGAGUAUGUGUGCUAUACUAACAAGGACGAAAGCAAAGUUUCACUAACUGAACCUUCCAAUAAUCAAAGUUCAUACUUGACCAAUGUUGGAUUCCAAUUACUGUUAUUUGGAAUUAUUGGAUUUAUUUCCAGUAUCUGUAUUGUGAUCUCGUUAUGCUGUAUUUGUUGGAUUCUCAUUGAACAUAAACCCUGGCUUCAAGAUAAUUUAACAGUCUCUGAACAACUUCAAAUGGAAGCUACAGAAGAGCCUCACGAAAAUACAAGGAAGCCAAUUUGGUGUGACAAAAACAAUAAUAUUUAUUAUCUAACUUUUUACUAA
Molecule: messenger RNA, 819 nt
Organism: Naegleria lovaniensis
Lineage: Eukaryota; Heterolobosea; Eutetramitea; Acrasida; Naegleriidae
Exons: 1
Coding region: 1-819 (272 amino acids)
Source: RefSeq, a predicted model, not a curated record